AUGCAAAGCCCACAACUGGAAGUAGGCUUCCUUAGGUCAGAGGGGGCCGAGAUCGAUUCUGCUUUUGGCGUUUCCUCGGAACUGAAUUUUCAGCGAACAGCGUUCCACCCGAAAGAACCGAUAUACCAACUUGACAGCGCAUUGAAGCAUUAUAGAACCCUUGAGAUCGACUCUGGCAUCGCUUUUGAUACGGAAAAGUGCACGUGGGACGAUGUGUUCAGGCUGCUUUCCGAGGCUAAGAGCCAGUAUCAAGCCAAAGAGAAGGGCUUCCGGGGAGCUUUUGUUAGCAUGGCACGAAAGGCUGGAGAUCAUGCGGAUGCCAUUAGUCCAGCAUUCCAGUUGAUACCAGAUCAGUAUGGUCUGGGGGUUUUACGAGCAUCUUUGUGCUGGAUGUUUGUUCUCCUGAAGACGGCAGCAAAGAAACGUAUGAAAAUUCUGAACGCGUUUGAAGAUAUACCAAGAAUCAUCACCGUCGCUGAAUUGAAGAGGACUCAUUUUCCACAUGACAUGAACAAAAUAGUGGCCAAGAUCUUCCCAAUCUUCUCAAAAGUGCCGUCGGGAGAAGAUGUGGAUGUUAUGAUCGAGAAGGUUGAAAAUGCAGUCUUGCGUAUGAAAGAGCGCUCAGAUAUUUUGUCGGAGGCCAUCCUAGUUGAUAUGCACGAGAAAAAUGAGAAACAGCACGAAAAGGUCCAAGCUGCGCUAAACAUGAACCGUGCCACAGCGGCAUCGACGUCCGCAGGUCUUCAUGCCGUCAGCCGACAGGUCUCACAGAUUGAGGAUACUGUACAGCCCAUGCCACAAAAGAUGGAACUGCUGCAGAGCAGUAUGGACGAGCUCAGAGAGGAUAUUGCUACGAGAGAGCGAGCCAUCAUCAAUGGCAUCUCAGCAAUGGCUAAUCGCGGUGCUCUGGACGCGCAGAACUGGAUGUUGGGGAUGCUCACUGAGCUCAGACUGAGCUUCGAGACGAAGCUGAACGCCGUGGAGCAGAAACAAGACAGGCUGUUGCUGGGUGCGGCGCAGCUGCUAGACCUGGAGAACCGCAGAUCACGAACUCCCGGACUGCUUCAAUCGGCCCAGCAGCCGCUUCUUGGACCUAAGGAGCUUUUGGCAGUUUUGGCAGUUCCUUUCGAGGCAACUUCACGAGACUUGGAAUAUGUCGUUCGUCAGGGUCUCCAUUUAAAUCCAUCUGAACAAGGUCAAGCCCAGUGGCUUAUGAAGAUGGACCGCUUCUGGACGUGGUUUUCAUCCACGGAUUCUGACAUGUUAUUUGCUGAUGGGGGUCUUAUGGACCCUUCUCAGCAUCAGCUCAGAAUCUCCAGCUUAUCCGUCGUGUGUGCGACCAUCGCGGCAACUAUUGCACAUACAAAUUCGGAUGCCAUCGCUCUACAUUAUUUCUGCGCCCAGCACGUGUCCUCGAACGACACAAUGAGCGGACCGCAAGGACUCAUGAGAUGUCUUACUGCUAGGCUACUUGUGGAGUUGCAAGGUAAGUACGGCGCUCUCCCCAACCUCGACUUCCUGGACGCCAUCUCGAUUCAAAACCUCCAGCAUCACGAUGUGGGACAGCUCUGCGACCUCUUCUGCAGUCUACUGAUGCAGAUCCACCCAAAUGCUACGGUCUACUGCAUAAUAGACGGUAUAUGCUGGUUUGAAAGGCUGGAAAUGCUAGAGGAUUUGUUUAAAGUUAUGCAGAGCAUCUGUGGCAUGGUCGAUGAUCCGGGCCGAAGGGUUACGCUGAAGGUCUUGCUCACGAGUCCCUUUAGGUCGAGGCAUAUUGCCCAAGGCGUACCCAUGCACAGGAGGAUUAUAUUGCAGGCUGAUUCGCCCUUGCUUGCUGGUACACUACAGACGAUGCCUUUUGGAGGUUCUGACUUGGGCCUUAUGGUCCAACAACAGAGGCACCGCACCCGGUUUCAGGAAGAGGAAUGGACGAUUGAGGACUAUAAAUAG
Molecule: messenger RNA, 1950 nt
Organism: Diaporthe amygdali
Lineage: Eukaryota; Fungi; Ascomycota; Sordariomycetes; Diaporthales; Diaporthaceae
Exons: 4
Coding region: 1-1950 (649 amino acids)
Source: RefSeq, a predicted model, not a curated record